CUUGACUCCACUUUGCUAUUUCCCUCUUCGUUCGUCCUGUCGUUCCUUUCUUGCUGUACGUUACCGUCUCCUUGAUGGUCUUUGCUUUUCGUUCUUUGUCCCGCAGAAUCCUCACUCCCACUAGCUCCCCGCUCCUGCAUUCGAGGACCAACUUCAAGAAUCCACCCUUGCAGCUGGUACUCAGAGCCGCCAUGGCGACACCAGCGCGCACCCAGCCGCCAUGGAAUGAACCCAAGUCUACGGUGCCGGCAAAAUUGAAAGUCUGGAACUCUCUGACAAGGUCAAAGAAUGACUUUAUUCCCAUCGAUCCUGAGGGCAAGGUUGUGAAAUGGUACAGCUGCGGCCCCACAGUGUACGACGAUGCCCAUCUUGGACAUGCACGAAACUACGUUACCAUUGAUGUUUUGAGAAGAAUCUUGGCGGGCUACUUCGGUUACAACCUGCAGUUCGUCCAGAACAUCACCGACGUUGACGACAAGAUCAUUCUGCGAGGACGCCAGCAGCACCUUCUUGCACAAUUCAAGGCCGAGAACCCAACAAUAUCGGACGAAGUGUCGAGCACGACCGUUGCGGCCUUUGAGGCUUACGUGAAGAAGAACCUCCCGUUACUGAGCUCGGAUCUUUCGCCAGAGAACUUCAACAAGGAGUCAGCUGAGAAGUACGCCAAUGUCAUUGCCGGCAAGUCUGAAGAUGGUCUGAGUGCUCCAGGCGACAAGGAGGCCAAGAUCAAGAUGCACCUGAAGACCGUUGGGACUGCAGCGACAGCGCUACUAGCGCCGUCGAAAUCUACCCCAGAAGACGUUGAGCUGUUCUACGCUGGCGCCGAAGAUGUUCUGCUACCAUACCUGGACUCGAUGCACGGCUCAAAGAUCGAUGCUAGUGACCACACAGUCUUCACAAAGCUUACUCAGAAGUACGAGGCGCGCUUUAUGGAAGACAUGCGGAACCUGAACGUUCUGGAUCCGGAUGUCGUCACUCGAGUCACUGAAUACGGUGAUCAGAUUGUCACUUUCGUUAACAAGAUCGUGGACAACGGCUUCGCCUACAAGACAACGGACGGCUCGGUGUACUUCGACAUCGACGGUUUCGAGAAGAUCCCUGGCAACCACUACGCCCGUCUAGAGCCCUGGAAUCGUGGAGACAAGGGACUGCAGGCAGACGGCGAGGGUGCUCUGUCGCAGGCGAAGACGUCUGAGAAGCGCAGUGAGGCUGACUUCGCCCUGUGGAAGUCAAGUAAGCCUGGAGAGCCUGCGUGGAAGUCACCAUGGGGCCCUGGGCGACCAGGUUGGCACAUUGAGUGCUCUGUGAUGGCCAGCGACGUGCUUGGUGAGCAGAUGGAUAUUCACUCUGGUGGUAUCGACCUGUGCUUCCCUCACCACGACAACGAACUCGCACAAUCGGAAGCACACUGGUCUGGCGACAAGGGUGGUCGCCAAUGGGUGAACUACUUCUUGCACAUGGGCCACUUGUCGAUAUCUGGUAGCAAGAUGUCGAAGAGUCUCAAGAACUUCACAACCAUUAGAGAAGCGUUGGCGCGUGGAGACUGGACCGCCCGCAGUUUGCGCAUCAUCUUCCUUAUGGGAGGAUGGCAUGACGGCAUCGAGAUCACAGAUGCUAUGCGCAAGGCAGGCUCAGGAUGGGAGAGCAGCAUUAGCAACUUCUUCUACAAGGUCCGCGACCGCGAGGUAAACCCUAUGAUCGACUCAACGGGUAAGGAGGACGAACAAAUCCUGAAGGCUUUCGAGACUGCGAAGGAGAAGGUCCACAGCGCGCUUUCAGAUUCGUUCGACACACCCACUGCAACACGUGCGAUUUCGACAUUGGUCACAGCCUGCAACUCUGCCAAGCCAGCUGAUCUGUCUGACAGUGUCGCCUUCGACAUCGCUCGCUACAUUACUCGCAUCGUCCGCAUCUUCGGUCUCGAUGGGAACGCAGAUCCAUACGAUGGUGGUAUCGGUUGGACUGGCAUUGACAUCCCUUCAGAAGCGAAAGAGUUUGUUUACGCCGCUGCUCGCGAACGCGAUGAAGUCCGCAAGCACGCUGUUGCUGGCGACCUAUCAGGGGAUGUUCUCGAGUCUAUCAUCGCACAGCACAAGUCCGCACAACAGCAAGAUAUCAGCGCCAUACCCUACGCUGAGGUUCUGUCCACCUUCCAAGAGAGCCUGCGCGAUCUUGCGGAGAAGAAGGCCCCUGCUAAGGACUUCCUUGCUCUCUGCGACGCGUUGCGUGACACACACCUCUGGGACCUCGGCAUCUACAUUGAAGAUCGCGAGAACCUCCCAUCGAUGGUGCGCCCCGUUGACGCUGAACUGCGCUUCGCACGCAACGAGAAGGAGACUAUCGCCCGUCAGAAGGCCGAGGCCAAGCUUAAACGCCAGCGCGAGGAGGCAGAAAGGCAGGCCAAGCUGGCUGAGCAAGCCAAGAUCAACCCCAGGGAUAUGUUCAAGAUCGCUGAGUACAGCGCGUGGGACAUUGAUGGGCUGCCAUUGAAGGAUAAGGAGGGCAAGGACAUCUCGAAGGGUGCGAGCAAGAAGCUUAAGAAGGAGUGGGAGAAGCAGAAGAAGCUCUACGAUGAGCAUUUGAAGAGCGCUGAUGCGUCCUAGGUAUGUUGUCUGUUCGCUGACGGUGUAUGUAGAGUUCAAUAGAUACCAAGAACGAC
Macroventuria anomochaeta is the source of this 2659-nucleotide messenger RNA. RefSeq lists its product as uncharacterized. Gene Ontology annotation, molecular function: ATP binding; cysteine-tRNA ligase activity. The coding region runs from base 75 to 2603 and encodes 842 amino acids. NCBI's taxonomy places the organism in Eukaryota, Fungi, Ascomycota, Dothideomycetes, Pleosporales, Didymellaceae. Gene Ontology annotation, cellular component: cytoplasm. The record is from RefSeq and is a predicted model, not a curated record. The transcript is spliced from 2 exons. Gene Ontology annotation, biological process: cysteinyl-tRNA aminoacylation.